Paramecium sonneborni is the source of this 1797-nucleotide messenger RNA. The record is from the annotation of a GenBank genome assembly. Lineage: Eukaryota; Ciliophora; Oligohymenophorea; Peniculida; Parameciidae.
AUGAAAUCUCUCCAAAAAUUACUCAAAAAUAACAAGGAUUUAGGACAUCAAUAUAUUGAUUUUAUGUAGCUUUUUGAAAAGAAAUUAAAAUCAUGCAUUAUCAAUCAUAAUUCACGUAAGAAUAUUCUUGCUCAAUAUAAAUAAUAACAGUACAUUCAUUAACCAAUGCCUUUUUUUGAAUCAGAAGAACUGAUUGUAUAUGGUUCAUUUGAGAAUAGUAAUAUUCAUGGAUGUUGUUAAGAAGAAAAAGGAGUCUUAAAUGUUUUACUUUCAAGUGAUACCAAUACAUAAGGAUGUACUUAAUGGUUUUACUUUGGAGUUAAGAUACAUAAUUAAGGAAAACUGAAGAUACGUAUAUUAAACAAUCGUCGUUAAAAUACACUGUUUAAAGAUUGUAAUCAUGUUUAUGUAUAUGAUGAUGAUAAAUGGACUGUUGGAUAAACCAAAGAGAUGUACUAUUACAGAACAAAUAUAAAUCAUCCAUUUUAUCAUCAUGAAGAUGCUGGAAUAGCCUAACUCUAAUAAAACUUCUCUUUGUAUACUUUAGAAUUUACAUAUGAAUUUAAGCAAACUGAAAAAAUAGUAUUUUUUGCAUUAACUCGGCCAUAUCCAAUAAAAAAGCUUUAAAGAUUUAUUGAUUAAUGUCCAUUAUAAAGAAAAUCAGUAUGUAUAACAACUUUAGGAUUACCGAUAUGGUAAUUAAAGACACCAAAAUAGAAUGGAUAAUAAAUAGUAGUAAUAUUGGCUAGAUAACAUCCAAGUGAAACAGCUGGUUCUUUUAUAUGUUAAGAGAUAUUACGUAUUUUAUGUAAAGGACAUGCUUGUAUGAAAAAAUAUAGAUUUAUAAUAUAUCCAAUGUUAAAUCCAGAUGGUGUGUUUCUCGGUAAUUCUCGUUGUAAUUUCAAUGGGAUAGAUUUGAAUAGGUAGUUUAUAGAAAUGUAAAUUUAGAAAAUGGGAUAAUCCAAAAUAAAAGACUGAGCCAGAAGUACAUUAUGUAAUAAAAUCGAUUUAAAAAUAUACUAACAUUGCUUUUAUGUUAGAUUUGCAUGGUCACUCAAAAAAGUUUAAUUAAUUUCUUUACGGUUGUUUACAUGGAAAGAGUGUAUCAGAAUACAUGAAAAUAAGAUAGUUUGGAAAGAUUCUAGCUUAGCAUAAUGAGAUAUUCUAAUUCAAAGUACCUUAAUAUUUAAUAGAGGGAUUGUUCAUAUGGUGUUAGUCCAGAUAGAUUUGGUACAGCAAGAGUUGCAUUAUGGAAGAGAUUGAAUAUAACAAAUUCAAUGACAAUAGAAACAAGUAUCUAUGGUUAGAUGGGUCGAGCUUUUAGUUUAGAAGAUUAUCAUUCACUAGCUUAAAACAUUUUACAUGCACUAGAUGUAUUUAAUGAAUAGAUUGAUUCCCCUGAACUGAAUAUCAAUAGAGAGAUGAGCAAAGCACUCAAAUAUGAUAGUGGUAGUGAUUCAGAGGCAGAAUAAGAUUUAAUAAUACCAAGACCAAAUAGGAUUAAAAUAACAUCUAGAAAAGAAUCUUCAUGUAAACAUCAAUCUGUUGGAUAUGGAUGUAUUAAACCUAAAAUAGAUACUCCACAAUUGAUACAUUAACAUAGUUAAUUUUUUAAGGAUUAAUCUUUUGUGGAAUUACAACCAUAGCCUUCGAAACUUCUUAGUAUUAAUUCAAACAAAGUUCAACUUCAAAAAAUAAGGUCUCGAAUGAAUUCCUUUUAAAGUCAAUAUAUAGAGGAACAACCUAAAUUAGGAACCAUGAUAUCAGCUUUGCAAGUUAAAUAAUUAUUUAAAUGAA